UAAAUUUGUUAGUGACAGAUGUUUUCAAGUUGGCAACUUUCUGCUGGAACGAAAAUGUUUGACAUUUCCAAUUUGCCAAUCAAAAUUUGAAAGAUAAAUAAAAAAAAAAAAAAAAAAACAGUUAAUGAUGCAGGGUAUUUUAAGAGAGGUGCAAGAAUUCGUUGUCCUACCGAGCAAAUCAGUGGGCAACGGUGACUCCAAUGUCCAGUUAUCAGAUAUUUCCAAAGAUAUCUUACAACUCCAGAAUGUGGUACAGAGCCAGCUUGAAGGUUAUACAUUUUGGUCAACAAAUGUAACAAAGCGUCUAAUUGCUCUUUACAAAUCACACCACACCCAAAAAGGAAAAAAAUUACGAAACAAAAGAAGUUAUGGGAAAUCAUAGCGGAAAUUUUGAAUAAGGAGUUCCAUCUAAAACUAACAGCUUCUCAGGUGGAAAAUAAGUGGAGAACUCUCUUGAGGGCAUACAAAAACGUGACUGAUAAUAACAACAAAACAGGCAGAGGUAGAAAAGUUUUUCAAUAUCAGGAGGAAAUGGAUAUCAUUUUUUGUAAAAAAAAGAAUAUAAAUCCAGAGGUACUAUUAAGCAAUGAAACCAUUGUUGCUAUACCUGAAAGUAUUACUUCUA
Messenger RNA from Ceutorhynchus assimilis (cabbage seed weevil), 625 nucleotides. The record is from the annotation of a GenBank genome assembly. Lineage: Eukaryota; Metazoa; Arthropoda; Insecta; Coleoptera; Curculionidae.